Molecule: messenger RNA, 2139 nt
Organism: Prunus armeniaca (apricot)
Lineage: Eukaryota; Viridiplantae; Streptophyta; Magnoliopsida; Rosales; Rosaceae
Source: the annotation of a GenBank genome assembly
AUGGGGAGUGCCAAUGACAACAAACUCAGAUUUUGCAUUGACAGAGGGGGAACCUUCACUGAUGUUUUUGCUGAGAUCCCAGGUCAGCCUGAUGGACAAGUUUUAAAACUUUUGUCUGUUGAUCCAUCAAACUAUGACGAUGCUCCAGUUGAAGGAAUUCGGAGGAUUCUUGAAGAGUUUACUGGGAAGAAAAUUUCCCGUGCUUCAAAAAUACCGACUGAUAAGAUAGAAUGGAUAAGGAUGGGUACAACUGUGGCAACAAAUGCACUUUUGGAGAGAAAAGGGGAAAGGAUUGCUCUUUGUGUGACUCGGGGUUUCCGGGAUUUGCUCCAGGUUGGUAACCAGGCUCGUCCCAAAAUAUUUGAUCUCACUGUAUCAAAACCGUCAAACCUUUAUGAGGAGGUUGUUGAGGUUGACGAGAGAGUUGAGCUGGCAAAUGAUAAUCAAGAUUCUUCUUCUGCGUCGUUAGUUAAAGGAGUUUCUGGUGAGAUGGUUAAAGUUGUAAAGCCUAUUGAUGUAGAAACUUUGAAGCCUCUACUCCAAGGUUUGUUGGAGAAGGGGAUUAGCUGUUUGGCUGUCGUGUUAAUGCAUUCUUACACCUACCCACAGCAUGAAGUAGCUGUUGAAAGGCUAGCUGAGAGUUUGGGCUUCAGACAUGUUUCCUUGUCUUCAGCUUUGACACCCAUGGUUCGAGCUGUUCCUCGGGGUCUGACAGCUAGUGUUGAUGCAUAUUUGACGCCGGUGAUCAAAGAGUACCUAUCAGGGUUCAUGUCUAAAUUUGAUGAAGGGGUAGAGAAGGUGAAUGUUUUGUUUAUGCAAUCUGACGGUGGACUUGCACCAGAAAGUCGAUUUUCAGGUCACAAAGCUGUUUUGUCUGGUCCUGCUGGUGGAGUUGUGGGUUACUCACAGACACUUUUUGGGCUUGAAACUGAGAAACCUCUCAUUGGGUUUGACAUGGGUGGCACAUCUACAGAUGUGAGCCGUUAUGCAGGGACUUAUGAACAAGUCCUGGAAACCCAGAUUGCCGGUGCCAUAAUACAAGCACCUCAGCUUGACAUAAGUACUGUAGCUGCUGGUGGCGGGUCAAAGUUAAAGUUCCAGUUUGGAGCUUUCCGGGUGGGACCAGAAUCAGUGGGUGCACAUCCUGGUCCAGUGUGUUACCGAAAAGGUGGGGAGUUGGCAGUUACAGAUGCAAACUUAGUUCUGGGAUAUGUAAUUCCUGAUUAUUUCCCAUCAAUAUUUGGCCCCAAUGAAGAUAAGCCUCUAGAUAUCAGGGCAACAAGAGACGAGUUUGACAAGCUUGCAAGGCAAAUAAAUUCCUACCGAAAGAGCCAGGAUCCAUCUGCAAAGGACAUGACCGUGGAGGAGAUAGCACUAGGAUUUGUAAAUGUUGCCAAUGAGACUAUGUGCCGUCCAAUAAGGCAAUUAACUGAGAUGAAGGGCCAUGAAACAAGGAACCAUGCCCUUGCUUGCUUUGGAGGUGCUGGGCCUCAGCAUGCCUGUGCAAUUGCUAGGUCAUUGGGUAUGAAAGAAGUACUUAUACACAGGUUCUGUGGAAUCUUAAGUGCUUAUGGGAUGGGAUUGGCAGAUGUUGUAGAAGAGGCACAGGAGCCAUACUCUGCAGUUUACAGUCUUGAAUCGGUUCAGGAGGCCUCUCACAGAGAAGCUAUUUUACUGAUUCAAAUAAGGCAGAAGCUGCAAGAGCAAGGUUUUAGAGAUGAAAAUAUGACAACAGAGACAUAUCUGAAUUUGAGAUAUGAAGGUACAGACACCUCAAUCAUGGUUAAGAAACGAAUUACUGAAGAUGGGAGAGGAUGUAACUACGAUCUGGACUUUGUGGAACUAUUCCAGCAGGAGUAUGGAUUUAAAUUACUGAAUAGGAAUAUCCUAAUAUGUGAUGUUAGGGUUCGCGGUGUAGGAGUCACUAAUAUAUUGAAGCCCCUGGCUCUAGAACGUACUUCGUGUUCUCCUAAAGUUGAAGGUAAUUACAAGGUAUAUUUUGGAAAUGGGUGGCAGGAAACACCUCUAUACAAGCUUGAGAAACUGGGAUAUGGGCAUAUCAUGGCUGGUCCGGCAAUAAUCAUGAACGGGAAUAGUACUGUGAUAGUAGAACCUAACUCUCUCAAUCUUCAAUCAUAG